Molecule: messenger RNA, 939 nt
Organism: Lindgomyces ingoldianus
Lineage: Eukaryota; Fungi; Ascomycota; Dothideomycetes; Pleosporales; Lindgomycetaceae
Product: carbon-nitrogen hydrolase
Exons: 4
Coding region: 46-939 (297 amino acids)
Molecular function (GO): hydrolase activity, acting on carbon-nitrogen (but not peptide) bonds, in linear amides
Source: RefSeq, a predicted model, not a curated record
UCACUUUCCAAAUCAAGCCAAUUUCAGUUUCCCGGUCCUAAAAAAAUGGCGCCUAUAGUAAAAGUUGCAGUAAUCCAACUCUACCCCGAACCUUUACAGCCUGAACAAAACUUCGCAAAAGCCUGCACCUUCAUUCGAUCCGCAGCCUCACAAGGCGCUGACCUCGCCGUGCUGCCAGAAUAUCACCUCACGAAUUGGCAGCCGAAAGAACCUUCUUUUGCCACUUUGUGCGAACAAUGGGAAGUCUAUUUAAAAGGGUAUCAGGCGUUGGCGAAAGAGUGCGAGAUUUGUAUUGUUCCUGGGACGAUUGUGGAGAGUCAUCAAGGGGAGGGGGAGGGGGAGGGGGAGGGCGAUAGAUUGUUGAAUGUAGCGUAUUUUAUUGAUGGGGCUGGGGAGGUCAGGGGGAAGUAUGUUAAGAAAAACCUUUGGGGUCCCGAACGCGACCAUCUAACUGGGUCCGGGCGGGACGACCACCCCGUCUUCGACACACCCUUUGGCAAAGUCGGAAUGCUAAUAUGCUGGGAUUUGGCGUUUCCGGAAGCGUUCCGGGAACUGAUAGCACAAGGCGCGAAAAUUAUCAUUGUCCCGACGUUCUGGACACUAAAAGAUUGCAACGAGGCGGGGUUAGCGCUGAACCCGAGUUCGGAAGUACUGUUCUUGGAUAGUAUUUUGACGGCGAGGGCGUUUGAGAAUACAUGUGCGAUUGUGUUUGCGAAUGCUGGUGGCCCUCCUGGACACGGUUACGCUGGAUUAUCUCAGGUUACGGUGCCUUUUGUAGGAGCGUUGACUAGGCUCGGCAGCUGUGCGGAGGGAAUGAGUGUUGUCGGUGUGGAUAUGCAGAUCUUGGAAGAUGCGGAAGAGAACUACAAUGUAAGGGGUGAUUUGGCGAGGGAUGAUUGGCAUUAUGAUUAUCGACACUCGACUAGAAAGGAAAGCUAG